AUGCAUGCUAGCUCUUUACCAAAUCCUCCGAUCCUUUCACAAUUUCAAUAUUAUAGCAAACAACCAAUAGAUAAUAAUUUUCUUCAUGUACCCUCAAUAGUAACUUCUCCUUCUACUCAUCAUAGUCCUACCUCAUCCGCUGAUUCUUUUUCAUCUCCCAUCUCUCAAGCAAUCUCUGCUCCUGUUACUCCAACUAACAGUGUUCCUCCUCCGCCACCCUCACUUUUGUCAAAUCAACCUCCUAGAAGAGGGAAUUGUAAAUUUGGCAAUAAAUGUGCUCUGUCUCACAAUCAACCAUUAAAAACUUCUACCAAACAAAUUAACAAUAACCCUAAUAAUAAUGGUAAAAAUAUUAAUGGAUUAAGAAUUAAUAAUAUUCCUGAGAUUAUUAGAUCACCUGUAUCUCAAAGUUACGGUAAUAAUAAUCAACAAGAAUUAAACGAUUUUUCAUCGUCAAAUUCACCUGGAAUGGUUCCGUUCUCUCGUAUGCCAUUAAGUCCAACUGAAUAUCAAAAUAGUCAUAGAUCUCAUAGCCAAUUAACCGCAUCUUUGAAUCCAUCUUCUGCCCCUCCAUUGUACUCGGAUGAUAACUACUCACCUUCCUCUAGAUCAUUAAGGACCACUUCACCAACAUUUAUUGGCUUUAACAAUGGUAAUGGCAAUGACAAUAACCAUUUAAGUGCUCCGAUUAAUAUUAAUUUUCAACAACGUAGAUCUUUGCCUGAUAUUUCGCAACCAAGUCCUAUGGAUCCAUUUAGCACCUCACCCUACCAAUCUAAUGUUAGAACAAAAGGAUCAUUUUUACCUUUCUCCUCUUACUCUGAAAGUGGCAUACUUUCGCCAACUUCUUCUUCUUUCCAACAACUUCACAGUAUCCCAGAAGAUCGUCAUGUUCAUAAUAAUAAUAGUUUCAAUACUAGCAGUUAUCUUGACCAAAAUAUUCAAUCGUCACCAUUAAUUGAUGAUGUUGAUUACGAAGAAUUCAUCCCUUCCUCGCUAAACGAUUUACUAACCCCAGAUGAACGUAAACGAAGACGUAGUAGACAGGAAGAAACUUUGGAAAUAAUUAGUCCUAGAAGAUUGUUCUCGAAUUCUUCUUCUUUACAUCCUUCUGACGUUCAAUAUGCUUACAACUCUCAUCACGCAGUGGACCCAUCACAUAUUCAUCAUUCAACUGUACGUUCUUUACCAUACGGAUUUGUUGAUGGUCCAGCUUCUUCUAAUUAUUCUUCUGCUUCGAUAACUCAUGAUGAUAUUCAACCAAAUGGUUUUAUGAAUUUUAGCAGUCCUAUCAACAUCCCUUCACCACAUGAAAAUCAUUCGACAAGCACAAACUCAUCAUCAUUGUUUAGCGAUUUUCGUGUAAUAAGCAGACCAAUUAGUAUUAAUGCCAACGUCACUAAUGAUGAUAGUAUUAUUAAUGGUGACAGUGGUGGUGUUGAUGGUUUAAAAGAUCCCGUUAAUAGUACUACUACUAGUAACAAUAACACAUCCACAACUUCUUCAACAACUUCGCCAACAACAUCAUCGUCGUCUAAUUCUGGGCUUGCAAAAAGAAAUGAAAGAAAUUCGAUAUUAAAGGAUUCAAAACACAAAGAGAUUAAAUUUAAACAGGAAAUCUUUGUAUAUACGCACACAAUCGGCCAAUUGUUCAGACUUUUGGAAUAUGAAGAUUGUGUUUUUAUUAUCGAUAUCUCUUCCGCCAUUAAUAAUGAUGUGACUUAUGACACUGCCUCUGCGAUGUUAUUUCAUCCUUUGUUUGCAGUGCUAAAAACCGAAUCGUUUCGCUGUAUGAUUAGAAGAGGACCAUCAGUCUUCUUCAUUUUAAGAGCCUCGAGAACCAGAUCAACAAUGUCUUCAUUUUGUAAAAUUGUUGUAAAUUGA
This is a messenger RNA of Entrophospora candida, 1884 nucleotides long. The record is from the annotation of a GenBank genome assembly. NCBI's taxonomy places the organism in Eukaryota, Fungi, Glomeromycota, Glomeromycetes, Entrophosporales, Entrophosporaceae.